Messenger RNA from Aspergillus ruber CBS 135680, 1440 nucleotides. Its product is annotated as putative pantothenate transporter. The transcript is spliced from 3 exons. Gene Ontology annotation, biological process: transmembrane transport. The record is from RefSeq and is a predicted model, not a curated record. Gene Ontology annotation, cellular component: membrane. The coding region runs from base 1 to 1440 and encodes 479 amino acids. Gene Ontology annotation, molecular function: transmembrane transporter activity. NCBI's taxonomy places the organism in Eukaryota, Fungi, Ascomycota, Eurotiomycetes, Eurotiales, Aspergillaceae.
AUGUCAAGCCACAAAUUGAAAACGGACGAGACCAAUAAUGUCAAGGAAGAUAUUUCUGCAGUCUCAGAAACGGGCUCGCAUAGAAAGCUGCCGCUAAGCAGGAGAAUCCUAUCCGUCGUUUGGGACUCACUCGACAAGUUGCCUAAGGAACGCAAGUUUAUCAACAAGGUUGACUGCUGGAUCAUGUCGUAUGUGUGUAUGGCAUAUUUCGUGAAAUAUCUCGACCAGACCAAUGUCAACAAUGCAUACAUCUCCGGCAUGAAGGAAGAUCUUAAUAUGUCCGGUCAAGACUAUAAUUAUCUCCAGACUAUGUUCACAGUUGGGUAUUGUCUAGGCAAUCUGCCUUCGCAGCUAAUCAUGACCAAGAUCCGGCCAUCGAUCUGGUUGCCAUCUGUCGAGCUUAUUUGGGGUUGUCUCGUCAUGGCCAUGGCUGCGGCUAAGAACGUCAAGACACUCUACGCUCUUCGCUUCCUCAUCGGAAUCCUCGAGGCCUCCGCAUAUCCAGGUAUCAUAACUCUACUGGGAAACUGGUAUACUCCCCAAGAGCUGGGCAAGCGAUCUGCCAUCUUCGUCUGCAGUGCUAUGAUCUCGCAAAUGUUCUCGGGCUAUUUACAGGCGGGCUUAUAUGCCGGAAUGGAUGGCAAGCAUGGUUUUAGUGCGUGGCAGUGGCUCUUCAUUUUCGACGGAAUCAUCGGUUUCCCUAUUUGCAUCUACGGCUAUUUUGCCGUGCCUGACAGUCCCAACAAUACUAAGGCGAAAUGGUUGAAGCUAGAGGAGAAAGAGAUGGCCAUCGACAGAAUGAAUAAAGUCGGUCGGAAGCCGCCGCGGGGCCUCAAAUGGAGGACCUUCUACGAGGUGUUCACUAUGUGGCCAGUGUAUGUUUUUAGUGUGUCAUUUACAGCCCAUGUCCUUGGCAUCCGGAUCUACAAUUAUUUCAAUAUCUACCUCAAAGCAUCCGGCUACAGCGUUGAAGAUGCCAACCUAAUUCCAACGGCUGCGUUCGGAUUCCAGGCAAUCAUGACUUUGUUAUACGCCUGGUGGAGCGAUGCUACCCAGCAGAGAAUCCUGGUGAUAUAUUUCGGUGUGUUGCUUUCUCUCGCGGGCUGCAUUAUUCUGAGCGUGUAUCCGGAGCACAACAAAGCUGCUAUGAUGGCUGGUUGGUUCCUGACAUAUGCAGAGACUGGGGUCUCGGGCCUGAUUAUGACUAUGUGCAAUGAGCUUCUCUCUUUUUCGACGGAACACCGGCUGAUUGUUAUUGGUGUGGUGGAAACGACCGCUUUUGUCUUCAAUGCAUGGGUGAUCUUGCUUACAUACCCGAGUGGAGAGGCCCCUAAGUUCAGCAUUGGUUAUGAGAUGGCGGCCAUGUUCUUCGCCAUUGAAAUGUGUGCUAUGGGUGUUGCCUGGUACUGCAUGAAGAGAUGGAAGCCCAGUCAGGAAUAG